Phascolarctos cinereus (koala) is the source of this 1816-nucleotide messenger RNA. RefSeq names its product mitochondrial translational initiation factor 3 (gene MTIF3). Gene Ontology annotation, molecular function: ribosome binding; translation initiation factor activity. The record is from RefSeq and is a predicted model, not a curated record. Gene Ontology annotation, biological process: mitochondrial translational initiation; ribosome disassembly. Lineage: Eukaryota; Metazoa; Chordata; Mammalia; Diprotodontia; Phascolarctidae. Gene Ontology annotation, cellular component: mitochondrion.
CGCCCACUACGGGAAGCGGCCGGGCUCCUCCGCUUCCGGCGCUGCCUUGACUUUUGUCUCCCGUUCCUUCCAGUCCCAUAUCAGAUCUAGCACUUCAUCCACUAGCACUGCCAUACUGCUCUCCAGUAUUAAUGGGAAACAACAAAGCCUCUGGCCAUUUGCCAGCUUGUGUCAUUAGGAAAGGACUAAGGCCCACAGGAUUUCUGUUGCCACUCAUCUCUCCAGCCCUGCUCCCCGACCCGUUUGAGGAAUAGAAAUCCUCAGUACAUAAUAAAGAAUGACAGCUCUUAUGAGGAAAUUCAUACAUCAGACUGUGAAAACUAGAAUUAAUUGCAGUGAUAGAUAUUUUAGUCCACAGAUUGUGCAAAAGAGAGCACUAACACAGUUUGGAGUUAUCACUGUUGCCAAAAGAUUACCACUGCCUACAUAUGCUAACGCAUUUAGUACAGUUGGAAACACAGAAGAUGAAACGAACAAGAAAAAAACCUCAAAAUCAGCUUUUGGCAAUGUUGGGAGAAAAAUUCAUCACCGAGUUCUUCAACUACUUGAUAGUAAUGGGAACAAUUUGGGAAUGAUGCACCGAAUGAACGUGAUUCGUCUAAUGGAGGAACAAAACCUGAGACUUGUUUUACGGAACGCCAAUGCAGACCCUCCAGUGUACCAGUUAAUGUCAGGAAGGCAGAUUCAUGAAGAACAGCUUCGACUUAGAGAGAAAGAAAAGACUCAAGCAAAAACAGGACCUCCCCAGUUAAAGGAAUCAAUCUUUUCUUCAAAUAUUGCACAACAUGAUUUGGACAUCAAAAUUAAACAGAUUCAGCAGUGGAUUCAGAAAAAAUAUCAAGUCCAAAUUACAGUAAAGAAAGGGAAAACUACAGACCCAGCAGAUAAUAUGGAGGAGCUUUUCAACAAAAUUCUGAAGACUAUGCCUGAACUAGCUACCUUCACAUCCAAGCCCCAAAUCAUAAGAGGUGGAAAAGCUGCAACCUGUGUUUUUCGCCACUUGAGCAAUAAGGAAAUGGCUACAUAUAGGAAAAGUACAGAGACUCAAAAAAGUAGAGACACUCUGAAUAAGGAAAAUAGUUAUGAUACGGAAUCAGAUAUUCUGCAGCAGUGAUAUUUUAAUAAAGAAAAACUUUCAAAGGAUCGUGUAUAACGGCAUGUCUUGUAAGACUUUGCUGCAAUGAAGGAAGGAGAAAGGUCAAACCAGAUAUUCUUUAUGUACAAAUUCUAAACCUAUUAAAAAUGUCAUGAGUUAAAAAUCUCAAAAAAUCUGCUAGUUGUACUAUCAUUAAAGACUUGUCUCCUCUGCCACUCACCAAACACUCUCUCUUACUGGAAAUACUCAUCUUCUCAGGUAGCAGAGGGUCAGUUUCCUGUAGCUAUCAAUUUCAUCUCUCUUCUUCAUAUAAGCUUACUGCCUCCUCCCAAUAUUAGUUGUUUCCAUGAAAAACAAAACUGUAAAACUAAUGAGCCCACACUCUUGGCCCAGUCUAAGAAGGCCAGUCUUAAACAAGAAAUGAAUGACCACAUCUGCUUAUCCCAUGUAAACUUCACCUUACUCCAUGUGCUCUGUAAUGCCAGUUUUUUCUAUCUCCAUAUAUCAAGAAAUGUCCACAAAAAGUAACCCAAAGUCAAAAUGAACAUACAAAUAACAGUAUCUAUCCUUCAUGGUAAAAGUAAUUUUACCUUGUGGUCAUCAUUUAAGUUGUUCUUCCGGUUCUACUCCACUUUGCAUCAGUUCAUACAAGGUUUUACUAAAAGAAUUGCUUAGACAGGUGUAUUGGCUUUAUGUUUAGUAGCUGGCCACAGGGCAAAA